This is a messenger RNA of Micromonas commoda, 1098 nucleotides long. RefSeq lists its product with no specific name. The record is from RefSeq and is a predicted model, not a curated record. Gene Ontology annotation, molecular function: phosphatase activity. Gene Ontology annotation, cellular component: cytosol; cytoplasm. The transcript has a single exon. The coding region runs from base 1 to 1098 and encodes 365 amino acids. Lineage: Eukaryota; Viridiplantae; Chlorophyta; Mamiellophyceae; Mamiellales; Mamiellaceae.
AUGUCCGUCCUCGCGACGGUCGCCGCCGAUAUCGACUGGGCCACGGUACUCGCCUACGCGUUCACCGUCAUGGCCGCGUACGUCGCCCUCACCGUGGCGGCGGUCGCGUCUCCCAUCGCCCGUCGGAUACUUUUCAAGUCGAGGCUGUACGCUCGGGGAAUCGCGCACAUGGUGCUGAGCCGAGAGAAGAAGAACUGGCCCAAGCAGCGAGGCAACGGCGUUCCCGUCGGGAAAAAUAUCAUCACCAAGCGCAUCGUCUUCAUCAGGCACGGCGAGAGCACCUGGAACCAGGUGUUCAACCGAGGAUUCGGAUACCGAUUCCCGUUCCGCCUGUUCGAGGGUGUCCUCACCGAGGUUGUCGGCCUGCUCUCCCGCUCGUCCUUCUUCUUCGACGCGCCGCUGUCCGACCUCGGAAACCUGGAGGCGAAGAAGCUUCGCGCGUUCCUCACCUCCAAGGAGGACGGACCAGUCGGCAAGGACGCAGACGCCCUCGCCGGCGUCAAGGGCACGUCGAUCCUGGUCACCUCCAACCUGCGCAGAGCCGCGCAGACGAUGGCUGUCGCGUUCUGGGACCGCGUCGCGGUGACCGGCGAGAAGAUCUACGUGCUGUCGUGCCUGCAGGAGAUGGCGCGUAACGUGGACACGUGCGCGCUCGCGGGUCCCGGCGAGCCCGUCCCGCUCCGCGGCAUCGAGGAACAGAUCCCCGACAUUCAAAACGUCCCGGCGGGGCCCAUCCGCGCCUUGCUGGAGCGCAGGCGGGUCACCGACAGCGGCAGCGUCGUCGCCGAGAGCGGACACUUCAACGCGGGUAACAAACCGCUGAUGCGCAACGGCCACGCGUCCAUGCUCGAGUUUGCGCACUGGUCCGCCGCGCAGGACGCGUCAACAAUAAUCGUCGGCGGGCACUCCCUCUGGUUUAAAGAGUUCUUCAAGUGCUUCAUCAAACCCGAGCAGGAGCACGUCGCGCAGCGCAAGAAGAUCGUCAACUGCGGCGUCGUCGCCUUCGACCUCAAGUGCGGGACGGACGCCAGCGGAAACGUCGGCUUCAGCAUCGAUAGCUCUUCCGUGCGCAUCGUGUACGGCGGAUUCGGCAAGUGA